AUGUCACCGGCGCGCAAGCAAUCGACAAACAAACAACCCGAAAGGCUUCCCAUUAUACAUUAUUCUAUCUUGAAAGACAAUGUUCUGCGAAAAAAGCUCAAAGACCUGGGUAUACCGAACUGGGGACCGCGACCCCUCAUACAACGGCGUCACACGGAGUGGAUGAAUUUGUGGAAUGCCAACUGUGACUCCAAAACACCUAAAUCCAAAAGAGAAUUGCUGAGCGAGUUGGAUAUUUGGGAGCGGACACAAGGCGGCAAUGCAUCUUCGCAACUGGAGAUGACGAAUUCGGUCAUGCGAAAAGAUUUUGACUCAGCCGCGUGGUCCACCGAUCAUGACAGUGACUUCAAGCGGUUGAUUGCAAAUGCUCGCAAACGAAGUGAGGCCCAAGUUCGCACAACGAUACCACAAACAUCUUCAGCACCAGAAGGUGCACCAGGAGAACCGGCCCCAGAGCAACUGCCCGAGCCUCCCGCUGCAGAAGUUGAGGCGCAAAAGCCGGAGGAGCAGACCUCGGACCCUGCGGGUAUCACCAAGGUCGCGGAAAACGAAGUCUGCGAAACUCAAGAGCCCAGUGAUGUCCCAGUAAUCGAUGCUCCGCAGUAG
Messenger RNA from Aspergillus melleus, 606 nucleotides. RefSeq names its product E3 ubiquitin-protein ligase rad18. Gene Ontology annotation, molecular function: single-stranded DNA binding; ubiquitin protein ligase activity. NCBI's taxonomy places the organism in Eukaryota, Fungi, Ascomycota, Eurotiomycetes, Eurotiales, Aspergillaceae. The coding region runs from base 1 to 606 and encodes 201 amino acids. Gene Ontology annotation, cellular component: nucleus; Rad6-Rad18 complex. Gene Ontology annotation, biological process: protein monoubiquitination; DNA damage tolerance. The record is from RefSeq and is a predicted model, not a curated record. The transcript has a single exon.